AUGACGUCGCUGACGAUCAGUCGCGCCGAGAGACAGGAUGCCGGAGAUUACGCUGUCAAGAUUGAGAACAAGUUUGGUACUGUCAGCCAUGCCAUUAAGGUUAUAGUUCUGGAUAAACCUUCACCUCCGGAGAACCUUAAGGUGCCGGAAGUCACACCGCAGUCAGCAAAACUAACCUGGGACGUCCCCAAGGAUGACGGUGGUUCACCGAUUACAGGCUACAUCAUUGAGAAACGUGACGCCAACAGGCAGUCCUGGAAUGAGGUUGGCCAGACGGAUAAAUUGGAGUACAUCGUUUUCAAGCUCGUCGAGAAGAACCAGUAUGUUUUCCGCGUCUCUGCCAAGAAUGAUGUUGGAGUCAGUGAGCCCGCAGAGACACCGAUUAUUACUGCCAAGUGGACAUUUGAACCACCAGGCCCUCCAGAGGCACCAACUCUGACUGACAUCUUCAAGACGUCAGCCGUUGUCAACUGGCAGCCACCACUCAACGAUGGUGGCUCUCCUGUCAUCGGCUACCACGUGGAGCGCAAGUUGACCUCCAGCAGCAGAUGGGCCAAGGUCAACAAGGAAAUCAUUCCGGAAUUGACCUUCAAGGAUGGUGACCUAAAUAAGGAUAUGGAGUACCAGUACCGUGUGAUGGCUGAGAACAAGGCUGGUGUUGGCCCACCGAGUGAGCCCAGCAAGCCCUUCACUGCUAAGGACCCCUGGGACAAACCUGGUCCACCAGGUAUCCCACAGUUCAGCGAGGUCACUGACACGUCUGUCCGAGCAACCUGGACCCCACCAGAAGAUGAUGGUGGCUCCCCCAUCACUGGUUACCACCUAGAGUACAUGGUAGUCGGUGGAAACAAAUGGGCACCCGCGCAAAUUGACACUCUUACCGAUAUGACGAUGGUCGUAAAACGUUUGAAGACAGAUACGGAGUACAUCUUCCGUGUCUGUGCCGAGAACAAGGUCGGGACUGGACCAUUCUCUAAGAAUACUGAACCAAUCAAGAUCAAGGCACCACUUGUUGGCGAUGCGCCCAAGCUUGAGGUUGGUCUCGAAGAUGUCACGGUUGUCGUACCAAAUGAGGCGAAGCUGGAUUGUGACAUUGAUUGUGGUACACCAGCAGCUGAAAUUAAAUGGUUCAAGGGCAACAAGCCAGUCUCCUCCGGUGGCCGUUACACGAUCACCUACAAGAACAAACUGUCAGAACUCAAGAUCAAGGACACGACACCAGAUGAUGCUGCGCUCUACAAGUGUACGGCAUCUAAUAUCAUUGGGAACGUGGAGACGUCUGCGAAUCUUCUCGUGCACAUGCAUCCCAACAUUGAGCAUGACAAGAAAUUUGCUGAGCCACAGUCAGUCAAGGCAGGCAAGACAUUCAACGUCCCUGUAAAGAUUACCGGCAUCCCAACGCCAAAGGUCACAUGGUCUGUGAACGAGAAGCCAGUGGAGCCGUCUGAUCGGUUAACCUUGGAGGCAAAGGACACUCAUUAUUCUAUCACUUUGAAAAAUCUUACGAGAAAGGAUGCUGGUGUUUACACCGUGUCAGCAGAGAAUAUCGUUGGACGUAAACACGCCGAGUUUGAACUCAAGGUUCUGGAUGUGCCAUCACCUCCACGUGAUCUCAAUGUAACUGACGUUCAGAAGGAAUCCAUCUCUGUUGCUUGGCAACCAUCCGAGGAUGAUGGUGGCUCACCAAUCACAAGCUACAUCUUGGAGAAGCGUGAUGCCAAGAAGACCUCAUGGUCCAACGCCGGCAAAGUCAAACCAAAGGAUCUCGAGUUCCAGGUCGCAAAACUGAUCGAGGGCAAUGAGUAUUUCAUUCGUGUGAUUGCUGAGAAUGAGAUUGGUCAGAGCCAACCAUGUGAACUGAAGGAGCCUGUCAAGGCUAAGAGUCCAUUUGAUGUUCCCGGUCCACCAAUCAAUCUUCACCUCACUGACGUCUCCAAGACCUCCAUCUCCAUUGAGUGGCAACCACCUACAUCGGACGGCGGUUCUCCAAUCAUUGGUUACAUCGUCGAGAGGCGCCAGGCCAAGAGCAACCGCUGGAUCAAACUAAACAAGACACCAGUACCCGAGUUGAUGUAUUCCGUCUCUGAUGUGAUUGAGAACCAGGAGUAUGAGUUCCAGGUCUCGGCUGAGAAUGCCGAGGGACAGGGACCACCGACAGAUACACUUGGACCAGUCAAGGCAAAGGAUCCUUAUGAUGUUCCUGGUCAGCCUGGUAAGCCAGUUGUCGAAGAGAUUACUGCGGAUACUGCCCAUGUGACAUGGGCGCCACCUAAAGAUGAUGGAGGCAGCCCAAUCGUCAACUACACCGUCGAGAUGAAGCAGCCAAAUGAGUACAAGUGGUCUGUGAUCAACGCUGACUUCAGCGUACCUAACCCAGAGCACACUGUAAAGGGCCUGAAGCCGGAGACGGAUUAUAUCUUUAGAGCAACAGCCGUCAACAAGGCCGGACCUGGCAAACCAUCUGAGCCAUCUGAUGUUGCCAAAUACUUAACCCCUCUGAAGAUUAUCCGAGAACUCCAGGACAAUCGCGUCAAGAAGUUGCCGAGCACGGUCACAUUUGAAUGUGAACUCAACAAAGCUGAUGUUGAUGUCGAAUGGUACAGAGGUGAUAAGUUACUUGCUCCUGGCAAGAAAUACAAGAUGGAGGCCAAGGGCGCCGUCUAUAAACUGACAAUUGAUGAUAUAGAUGAUGAAGAUGACUCGGAUUACACUUUCAAGGUCAAGGACAGAGAUCUGAAGUCGACUGCUGGUCUCUUUGUCGAAGUUCCCCCAGCUCUGAAAUUGGACAAAGAUUUUGAAGACACCAUCAUCAUGAAGGUCAAUACCUCCAAGGUCAUUGAGAUACCAUUCUCUGCUGCUCCGAUGCCGAAGAUCACUUGGACAUUCAACGACGCAAAACUAUCUGGCGAGAAACGUAUCACUGAGCAGACGAUCCGUGGCAUGACAUCGCUGACGAUCAGUCGCGCCGAGAGACAGGAUGCCGGAGAUUAUGCUGUCAAGCUCGAGAACAAGUUUGGUACUGUCAGCCAUGCUUUCAAGGUCAUCGUUAUCGACAAACCAUCUCCACCCGAGAAUCUGAAGUAUCCUGAAGUCACUCCACAGUCGUGUAAGCUAACCUGGGACAUCCCCAAGGAUGACGGAGGCUCCCCCAUCACUGGCUACAUCGUAGAGAAACGUGACGCCAACCGGCAGACAUUCAAUGAGGUCGCAACGACCGUCAAUUUGGAGAACGUUGUCCCCAAACUUGUUGAGAACAACCAAUACGUUUUCCGUGUCUCGGCCAAAAAUGAUGUCGGUGUUAGUGAGCCUGCUGAAACGCCAAUCAUUACAGCCAGAUACACGUUCGAAAAACCAGGGCCACCCGAAACACCAACAGUUUCAGAUAUCUUCAAGACAUCUGCAGUUGUUGCCUGGCAGCCGCCCCUCAACGAUGGUGGCUCUCCUGUCCUCGGCUACCACUUGGAGCGCAGGAUGACAUCUGGGAACCGCUGGAUCAAAGUCAACAAAGAAAUCAUCAAGGAAUUGACCUUCAAGGAUGAUGACCUCAAAGAGGGUUUGGAGUUUGAGUACCGUGUGAUGGCCGAGAACAAGGCUGGUGUUGGCCCACCGAGCUCACCUUCUAAACCAUUCACUGCCAAAGAUCCUUGGGAUAAACCAGGUCCACCUGGCAUCCCAAGUUUCAGUGAAAUCACUGACACCUCAGUAAGGGUGACAUGGUCGCCACCCGAGGAUGAUGGUGGUUCACCAAUCACCAACUACAAUCUCGAAUACAUGGCUGUUGACGGCAAGAAAUGGGCCCUGGCAUCUGUUGACAAGUUGUCCGACACGACCAUGGUUGUGAAACGUCUUAAGAAGGACCAAGAGUACCUGUUCCGCGUAUGCGCUGAGAACAAGGUUGGCACUGGACCAUUCUCUCAGAACAAGGAACCAAUCAAGAUUGUGGCUCCUCUUGUUGGUACUGCGCCAAAGCUCGAGGCUGGUCUGGAUGACGUGACAGUUGUUGUCCCCAAUGAGGCCAAGCUGGACUGCGACAUUGCUGGUGGUGACCCAGUUGCUGACAUCAAAUGGUUCAAGAACAACAAAGAGUUGACGGCAAGUGACAAAUACAAGAUCAGUUACAAGAACAAGACUGCCGCGUUGAUCAUCAAAGACAGCAAACCUGAGGAUGCUGCCACCUAUAGGUGUACUGCAUCAAACAUCAUUGCAAAUGUGGAGACACAGGCCAAUGUUAUCGUCCACAUGCAUCCCAACAUUGAGUUCGACAAGAAAUACAAAGAGCCCCAAUCGCUUAAGGCCGAGAAGACCUUCACUGUCCCAGUCAAAGUCACUGGUAUUCCAACACCCAAGGUCACCUGGUCCCUAAAUGACAAGCCUCUGGAACCUUCCAAGCGUGUCAUCUUAGAGUCAAAGGAGAACUUGUAUUACACUAUUUCUGUGAAGCAACUGACUCGCCAAGAUGCAGGCAUCUACACUGUGUCGGCUGAGAAUGUUGUCGGAAGGAAACAUGCCGAGUUUGAACUCAAAGUUCUAGACAAACCCUCUCCUCCACGUGACUUGAAAGUGACUGACGUCCAACGCGAGUCCAUCUCCGUUGCCUGGCAACCAUCCGAGGAUGAUGGUGGCUCACCAAUCACGAGCUACAUCUUGGAGAAGCGUGACGCUAAGAAGACCUCAUGGACCAAUGCCGGCAAAGUCAAACCAAAGGAUCUCGAGUUCCAGAUAGCGAAACUGAUCGAGGGCAAUGAGUACUUCAUCCGUGUGAUUGCUGAGAAUGAGAUUGGUCAGAGUGAACCAUGUGAACUGAAGGAGCCUGUCAAGGCCAAGAGUCCAUUUGACGUUCCUGGCCCACCAAUCAAAUUCCAUGUGACUGAUGUGAGCAAGUCUCAAAUCUCCCUUGCCUGGGAACCUCCACUAUCUGAUGGCGGUACCCCAAUCAAGGGUUACAUUAUCGAGCGAAAGUCAAGGACAAGUCAGCGCUGGGUCAAGAUGAACAAGACACUCGUCCCAGAGCUUGCUUUCACAGUGACGGAUGUCACUGAGAACCAAGAGUACGAGUUCCAGGUCUCUGCUGAGAAUGCUGAGGGUGUAGGCGCUCCUGCUGAUACACUUGGACCUAUCAAGGCUAAGGAUGCAUAUGAUGUUCCUGGACAACCAGGCAAACCCAAGGUUGAGGAGAUCACUGCCGAGACGGCCAAGGUAACUUGGUCCCCUCCAAAAGACGAUGGUGGCAGUCCUAUUGUGAACUACCUUCUCGAAAUGAAGAAGCCUUCUGACACAAAAUGGUCUGUUGUCAAUGCUGACUUCACAAUUCCCUCGCCGGAGCAUACCGUGCCAGGCUUGAAGGCAGAGACAGACUACAUGUUCAGGGUGACAGCUUACAAUAAGGCCGGGCCUGGCAAACCAUCUGAACCUUCAGAUGUAGCCAAGUAUGAAACGCCUGUCAAGAUCAUACUUGAGCUCACUGACAACCAGGUCAAGAAAAUUCCUGAUACAGUCACAUUUGAAGCCGAGCUUAACAAGCCCAAUGUUGAGGUGCAGUGGUUCAAGAAUGGUCAGCCUAUCUCACCAAGCCCCAAGUACAAGAUCGAAGCAAAGGGCAAGAUACAUCGUCUCACUGUAAAUGAUGUAAAUUCUGAAGAUGAUGCAGACUAUACUAUGAAGGUCAAGGACACAGACCUGAAGACAACUGCUGCUAUCUUUGUUGAAGUGCCUCCUAAAUUCAUGCUUGACAAGAAGUUUGAGGACACCAUCAUCAUGAAGGUCAAGACAUCCAAGGUCAUUGAGGUGCCAUUUGUCGCGAGCCCGAUGCCAAAGAUCACAUGGGCUUUAAAUGACGGGAAAUUCUCUGAUGAGAAACGUGUGACAGUGGAGACAAUCCGUGGUAUGACUGCCCUGACGAUCAGCCGUGCUGAGAGACAGGAUGCCGGAGAUUAUACGCUCAAGAUCGAGAACAAGUUCGGCACAAUUAGCAUGACUGUUCAUGUCAAGGUCCUGGAUAAACCAACACCCGUCAGAAAUCUUGCUCCCGAUGAGAUCACACCAGAGUCUGUUCACCUGACAUGGAAGGAACCAGAAGACAAUGGUGGCUCUGAUAUCACAGGUUACAUCAUCGAGAGGCGCGACGCUAACCGCCAGAGUUACAACAAGAUUGGCCAAGUCAAAACUCUUGAGUACCUCGCCACAAAGUUGGUGGAAGGCAACCAAUACGUCUUCCAAGUUAUUGCAGAGAAUGAGGUUGGACAGAGCGAUGGGGUUGAAACAAAAUCAAUCACAGCCAAGUAUGGUUUUGACAAACCAGGUCCCCCUGAAGCUCCAACCGUCUCAGAUAUCUUCAAGACUUCUGCUGUGGUCAACUGGCAGCCACCAGCAAAUGAUGGUGGGGCUCCAAUCCUUGGAUACCACCUUGAGCGACGCCUGACUUCCAGCUCCCGCUGGACCAAGAUCAAUGACAAGAUCGUCAAGGAGUUGACCUUCAAAGACAAUGACCUCAAGGAGGGCAUGGAGUACAUGUACCGGGUGAUGGCUGAGAACAAGGCUGGUGUUGGUCCUCCGAGUGAACCAAGCAAGCCUUUCACUGCUAAGGAUCCUUGGGAUAAACCAGGCCCACCUGGCAUCCCAAGUUUCAGCGAGAUCACUGACACCUCAGUGAGAGUGACAUGGUCUCCACCCGAGGAUGACGGUGGUUCACCAAUUACCAAUUACAAUCUGGAAUACAUGGCUGUUGACGGCAAGAAAUGGGCUCCAGCAUCCAUUGAUAAGAUGACUGAUACAUCUUUGGUUGUGAAACGUCUCAAGAAGGACCAGGAGUACCUGUUCCGUGUAUGCGCUGAGAACAAGGUUGGCACUGGACCAUUCUCCCAGAACAAGGAACCCAUCAAGAUUGUGGCUCCCCUCGUUGGUACUGCGCCGAAGCUUGAGGCUGGUCUAGAUGAUGUCACUGUAGUCGUUCCUCAUGAAGCAAAACUUGACUGCGACAUUGCUGGUGGAGACCCAGUUCCUGAAAUCAAGUGGUUCAAAAACAACAAAGAGUUGACAGCAAGUGACAAACACAAGAUGAGUUACAAGAACAAGACUGCCGCGCUGAUCAUCAAAGACAGCAAACCUGAGGAUGCUGCCACAUAUAGGUGUACUGCAUCGAACAUCAUUGCAAACGUGGAGACACAGGCCAAUGUUAUCGUCCACAUGCAUCCCAACAUUGAGUUCGACAAGAAAUACAAAGAGCCCCAAUCGCUUAAGGCCGAGAAGACCUUCACUGUCCCAGUCAAAGUCACUGGUAUCCCGACACCCAAGGUCACCUGGUCCCUGAACAAUAAACCACUGGAACCAUCCAAGCAGGUCACCUUAGAGUCAAAGGAGAACUUGUAUUACACUAUUUCUGUGAAGCAACUGACUCGCCAAGAUGCAGGCAUCUACACUGUGUCGGCUGAGAAUGUUGUCGGAAGGAAACAUGCCGAGUUUGAACUCAAAGUUCUAGACAAACCCUCUCCUCCACGUGACUUGAAAGUGACUGACGUCCAACGCGAGUCCAUCUCCGUUGCCUGGCAACCAUCCGAGGAUGAUGGUGGCUCACCAAUCACGAGCUACAUCUUGGAGAAGCGUGACGCUAAGAAGACCUCAUGGACCAAUGCCGGCAAAGUCAAACCAAAGGAUCUCGAGUUCCAGAUAGCGAAACUGAUCGAGGGCAAUGAGUACUUCAUCCGUGUGAUUGCUGAGAAUGAGAUUGGUCAGAGUGAACCAUGUGAACUGAAGGAGCCUGUCAAGGCCAAGAGUCCAUUUGACGUUCCUGGCCCACCAAUCAAAUUCCAUGUGACUGAUGUGAGCAAGUCUCAAAUCUCCCUUGCCUGGGAACCUCCACUAUCUGAUGGCGGUACCCCAAUCAAGGGUUACAUUAUCGAGCGAAAGUCAAGGACAAGUCAGCGCUGGGUCAAGAUGAACAAGACACUCGUCCCAGAGCUUGCUUUCACAGUGACGGAUGUCACUGAGAACCAAGAGUACGAGUUCCAGGUCUCUGCUGAGAAUGCUGAGGGUGUAGGCGCUCCUGCUGAUACACUUGGACCUAUCAAGGCUAAGGAUGCAUAUGAUGUUCCUGGACAACCAGGCAAACCCAAGGUUGAGGAGAUCACUGCCGAGACGGCCAAGGUAACUUGGUCCCCUCCAAAAGACGAUGGUGGCAGUCCUAUUGUGAACUACCUUCUCGAAAUGAAGAAGCCUUCUGACACAAAAUGGUCUGUUGUCAAUGCUGACUUCACAAUUCCCUCGCCGGAGCAUACCGUGCCAGGCUUGAAGGCAGAGACAGACUACAUGUUCAGGGUGACAGCUUACAAUAAGGCCGGGCCUGGCAAACCAUCUGAACCUUCAGAUGUAGCCAAGUAUGAAACGCCUGUCAAGAUCAUACUUGAGCUCACUGACAACCAGGUCAAGAAAAUUCCUGAUACAGUCACAUUUGAAGCCGAGCUUAACAAGCCCAAUGUUGAGGUGCAGUGGUUCAAGAAUGGUCAGCCUAUCUCACCAAGCCCCAAGUACAAGAUCGAAGCAAAGGGCAAGAUACAUCGUCUCACUGUAAAUGAUGUAAAUUCUGAAGAUGAUGCAGACUAUACUAUGAAGGUCAAGGACACAGACCUGAAGACAACUGCUGCUAUCUUUGUUGAAGUGCCUCCUAAAUUCAUGCUUGACAAGAAGUUUGAGGACACCAUCAUCAUGAAGGUCAAGACAUCCAAGGUCAUUGAGGUGCCAUUUGUCGCGAGCCCGAUGCCAAAGAUCACAUGGGCUUUAAAUGACGGGAAAUUCUCUGAUGAGAAACGUGUGACAGUGGAGACAAUCCGUGGUAUGACUGCCCUGACGAUCAGCCGUGCUGAGAGACAGGAUGCCGGAGAUUAUACGCUCAAGAUCGAGAACAAGUUCGGCACAAUUAGCAUGACUGUUCAUGUCAAGGUCCUGGAUAAACCAACACCCGUCAGAAAUCUUGCUCCCGAUGAGAUCACACCAGAGUCUGUUCACCUGACAUGGAAGGAACCAGAAGACAAUGGUGGCUCUGAUAUCACAGGUUACAUCAUCGAGAGGCGCGACGCUAACCGCCAGAGUUACAACAAGAUUGGCCAAGUCAAAACUCUUGAGUACCUCGCCACAAAGUUGGUGGAAGGCAACCAAUACGUCUUCCAAGUUAUUGCAGAGAAUGAGGUUGGACAGAGCGAUGGGGUUGAAACAAAAUCAAUCACAGCCAAGUAUGGUUUUGACAAACCAGGUCCCCCUGAAGCUCCAACCGUCUCAGAUAUCUUCAAGACUUCUGCUGUGGUCAACUGGCAGCCACCAGCAAAUGAUGGUGGGGCUCCAAUCCUUGGAUACCACCUUGAGCGACGCCUGACUUCCAGCUCCCGCUGGACCAAGAUCAAUGACAAGAUCGUCAAGGAGUUGACCUUCAAAGACAAUGACCUCAAGGAGGGCAUGGAGUACAUGUACCGGGUGAUGGCUGAGAACAAGGCUGGUGUUGGUCCUCCGAGUGAACCAAGCAAGCCUUUCACUGCUAAGGAUCCUUGGGAUAAACCAGGCCCACCUGGCAUCCCAAGUUUCAGCGAGAUCACUGACACCUCAGUGAGAGUGACAUGGUCUCCACCCGAGGAUGACGGUGGUUCACCAAUUACCAAUUACAAUCUGGAAUACAUGGCUGUUGACGGCAAGAAAUGGGCUCCAGCAUCCAUUGAUAAGAUGACUGAUACAUCUUUGGUUGUGAAACGUCUCAAGAAGGACCAGGAGUACCUGUUCCGUGUAUGCGCUGAGAACAAGGUUGGCACUGGACCAUUCUCCCAGAACAAGGAACCCAUCAAGAUUGUGGCUCCCCUCGUUGGUACUGCGCCGAAGCUUGAGGCUGGUCUAGAUGAUGUCACUGUAGUCGUUCCUCAUGAAGCAAAACUUGACUGCGACAUUGCUGGUGGAGACCCAGUUCCUGAAAUCAAGUGGUUCAAAAACAACAAAGAGUUGACAGCAAGUGACAAACACAAGAUGAGUUACAAGAACAAGACUGCCGCGCUGAUC
Lineus longissimus is the source of this 10029-nucleotide messenger RNA. RefSeq names its product titin-like. The record is from RefSeq and is a predicted model, not a curated record. Lineage: Eukaryota; Metazoa; Nemertea; Pilidiophora; Heteronemertea; Lineidae. The annotation marks the transcript as partial. The transcript has 35 exons. Gene Ontology annotation, molecular function: protein binding.